Molecule: messenger RNA, 2183 nt
Organism: Glossina fuscipes
Lineage: Eukaryota; Metazoa; Arthropoda; Insecta; Diptera; Glossinidae
Gene: Sox100B
Exons: 3
Coding region: 21-2183 (720 amino acids)
Biological process (GO): regulation of transcription by RNA polymerase II
Cellular component (GO): nucleus
Molecular function (GO): RNA polymerase II cis-regulatory region sequence-specific DNA binding; DNA-binding transcription factor activity, RNA polymerase II-specific
Source: RefSeq, a predicted model, not a curated record
UAUCAGCAACCAAAACUGCAAUGGCAGCAAAAAAAUCAGACCGCAUUAAACCGGUUGAAACACUGGUUUUGGCAAAUAUUGCAUUUAAAGCGGAACAAAAACGUUUGAAUGGUGACAACAGUGCCGGUCGCAAAGAAGAUGAAAGGAUUACGACUGCGGUUAUGAAAGUUUUAGAAGGAUAUGACUGGAAUUUAGUUCAGGCAUCCGCCAAACAACCUUCAGAUCGUAAAAAGGAUCAUAUAAAACGUCCCAUGAAUGCGUUUAUGGUAUGGGCGCAGGCAGCCAGACGAGUAAUGUCUCAACAACAUCCACAUUUACAAAAUUCUGAGCUGAGUAAAUCUUUAGGCAAAUUAUGGAAAAAUCUCAAGGAUACGGACAAACAACCUUUUAUGGAUGUUGCGGAAAAACUACGAAAAACUCAUAAGCAAGAACAUCCUGAUUAUAAAUACCAGCCAAGAAGGAAGAAAGGUCGUAAUUUAGCGACGACUACAGCUCAAUGCAAUGGCGGCUCAAAGUCAAGUUUAAUGCCACAAAACACAUUAAACGCAACAGUGACAGAAAAUGCAGCCAUUGUUGAGGAUAAAUGUAGUAAUAGCACAAAUGUUCGAACAAGAACUUCUGAUAGUCACUUGCUUAGCAAUCGAUUAAAUGCCAAACAACAGCGACAGCAAACACAAUUGCAACAACAACAUGUGAAUAGAAAUACAAAUGUAUUACAUGCAGAGAUAAGUGCACUUAACAAUGAAGCAUUAAUGGAAAACUUAAGUAGUGCAUGUAAAGCCACUUUACUUACGCAGAAUCAUGAUUUGCAUGACGUAUUAAUGGCUUUACCAAAAUGCGGUAACGCUGAAAGCUUAGAUUCCACUGGGAAACGUUGCGAUUAUGCGGCGAAACGUUUAGAUUCUCCCUGUUCAACGACAAGUUCAUUGCCCUCGACAGGUGCCAGCGCCACAGAUGGUCAACCUUUAACCCCACCAGCUACACCAUAUGCCCGUUCCCUUUUAGGUCAAACGUCGGUGGGACGUACGACACAUAUGCCGCAAAUAGUUGAUAGUUCAACUGCUGAAUACAAUUUGCUAAAUAUUGAGGGACGAGAAUUUAUAACAUUGGAUGAUUGUCAGUUUGGUUCAAGCAUAAAUGCAUCAUCGUCUGAAAGAUUGACUGACGAGCUACCUUCCUAUUCAAUGCAAUUUUCCGCAAAUCGUUCAUAUAUACCGCAAAAUUCCUUAGAAUUUCAACCGUAUGGCUCAAGUUGUGGUUAUGCUUUACCGUCUGUUUCUUCGUCCGUUAUAUUUAGCAAUGUUGAGUGUGGCUCAUCGCCUACGUCACACACCAUCGAACCGAUAAAUUACUUUAACAUGCCCUCUCCGAUAACAACAAAGAGUAGCGAACGCGUGGUAGUACAUACAACCGCAGAACAUGGAAAUGAUUAUUUGGCGCCGAUGGCGGCCUCUCUUCAAACCACAACCACUACGCAUGAUGAAGACAUUGAAGUUGAUAUAGAUGAACAAUACUUUAUGGAACAAAUAAUACCAUCAGUACCGAACAAUAAUCAUAUAGAACAUAGAAAUAUUGCAACCACUACAACAAUGUUAAAUACUACACCUACGAAUGCUUCCACGAGGGCGAUGACUACAUUAGCUUCAACGUUAUCAACAUCUGGCUCCGCAAAUAUAACUAAUUCCGCAAAAUCGUCGCUACAGCAUAAAAUUCACCAUAACACACACAUGUUACCAUCAUCAGAAACUACAGGACUACAAGCGAAGGCAUUGGUUGAGCCGUCCUUGACAUCAUCGUUAAAAUGUAAUAGUAUUGCAAAUCAUUCACCAAUAGUCGCACCUUCGCACGGCAGUGACAAUUUCAAUUGCCUCUAUUCAAUAUCACAGCAUACCCAUGCGACUUUAACGGCGGCGACAACAAAAGCAACGGCAACAACAAUACAUACACUAAGCGCACACCAGCAAGACCAAUUGUGUUCAAUGUAUGGAAUGGAAGGCCAACAACAACAGCAUUGCUAUGAACAUCAUAGCCAUCAUGAGCAAAGCAUGCAGCAGCAGGAACACCAAGCGAUUAGUGAUAUUCCGGGACCAUUAACGGUGCGAAAAGUAUCACCUUUGCAUUCACAAUCACUUUGUUAUUCACCUACGCAACAAGUUCUAUGGAAUGGUUACGUGCAACCGUAA